CCCUUAGAGAGCACGAAUGGGAAGGAGAGCGGAUAAAAUUGCGAUUGCGAUAAAAUUAAAAGACACAUUCUAUAUAAGUCUGAUGGUAUCCAGAAUGUCUUUGAAUAAGACAAGAUCUCCAAGAGACAGGACCAGACUCAUCUGGUCAUCACUGCUGAGCUGACACCAAAUUUUGACUUAGCAUGUAUGCCAGAAUCUUGAGAGUAUACAAUCUUGUUUUGAAAUCAUAUUGUCAGAAUGGCUCUUAGUAAAACAGUUGACCCAUACGACAGAACCAGAUUCGCAAGACUGAGCUUGGUCAUCAUUGAGGAAUUGACACCACUGUUGCAAGAUAUACUUCAAAAUGAAAUCUCACCAAAUCAAAUAUUUAAUCAAGUUAAACAACAGAAGGCACAACAACAGAAGUCACUUUACCAAAGGCUUACAGCGGAACAAACAACAUUGAUUCAGAAUGCUCAAACUGAUGGGUAUAAAAAGUUCGACAUUACUCUUUUGUACACACUAUUGCGCAAUCUCAAAUGUGUAAAAGUCACAGCCCCAACACAAGGAUGGGGAACAUCACAAAUGCCAGGAAAUGGGGAGACAACUCUUGGUGAUGACAUUGAGAGAAUUCGUCUCAUAAGAAACACAGUAUAUGGACAUGUUCCUGUGGCAGAAUUGUCAGAGACAGAGUUCAAGGAACACUGGUCCAAUAUUUUAGACAUUUGCAAAAGAAUGCAGACCUUGCUUGGCAAGAACUAUGUCCAAAGGCUGAAGGAGGCUGAAGUACGUUCUAUUGACAUGGAGAUGGAAAGCACAUACCUUGAGAAAAUAAAAAAUCUCUGCACUGCUGAGAAAAGUAUGAGAGAACGUAUAGAAGAGUUAUUUCAAGACAGAGAUCACUGUGUAGAGGAAACUGUGAGGAUUGAAGCCAGGAAUCCACAAAAGAGGAAGUUUGCUGAAACAUUAACUGACACGAGCAUUUCCAUUCUGAACUGCAUGAUAAAUAGCAUCACAGAAAAAACAUCAGACUCACAAAUAGAAUUACUGUAUGAAUCAGUAGAGGAAUUCAUACGCAAUAACGAGGAAGAGAGAUCAACAUUGGCGUCUAACCCAUUUUUUGAAGAAUUGCAUCAGAAAAUAACAAGAUAUGCGAAUUUGAAAGAAAAUGCAAUGGAAAUUUUAGCAAAAUUUCUCUACUUUACUAUGAGAUUAAAGAAAAAGUAUGGUGCUGAAUUUGAGGUUUCACAGGGCAGCUUACUACUGAAGUUAACCUUUUCCUCAGAAAGAGAAUAUGACCUCUACAUGCAGGAUUUGGAGAGAGGAGAGAUUGGGAAACUAAUCCUAUCUGUAUUGCUCUACCCUCCGUUUCUGGCCAGCUUUAAUCUACAUGCUGACGAUUUGAUGAUUUAUCUGAACGAUAAGGAACUUACAACAGAUAUUAAAGAAGAGCAUCAACCCAGUAUUUUACCCUUUCAUGAACAAAGUCAUGAAAAAGAAAUAUGUGGACAACAUCCAGGCCACCAUUACAGCCUUGCCUGCCAGCAGUGUCAACUACCUGUUUGUAUACAGUGCAAAAACAGCUCUUAUCACAAGGAUCACAGCUUUAUAAACAUCAAAGAAAUGUCUCAUGCAAAGCUUCAAGAACUCAAUAAAUAUAUACGAAAUGGGCUUACCAGAAAAAGCUAUGUUGAGGCCAAAAAGGAUAAGGUAGUAUUGGACAUUAAUGGAAUUCGUUCCAGAAUGAUUUCAAAAUCCCAAGAUCUUCACAAACUCGUUAACACUGUCUUACAAAAAAAUAUUGCAAAGCUUGAGGAAUUUGAAAAUUUCAUGCAUGAACAUAGAAGAGAGGAAUGCAAGGACCUUGAUGACUAUAUAUCCAACAUGUUGAAUAGAUCAGAUGAAAUGGUAGAAUCACCAGCACAGGCACUGAUUGAAUGGCUAAGCAACCCUUUGGAAAAGUUUCCUUUGGAAAAAGCGGAAUUUGAACUUCCCAAUUUCCAUGAAAGAAAAAACAGUAUAAAUGAUGUAUAUGACCUGUUUGGAAAGUUGGAGUUUGACCUGGAGUUUAAAAAAAAACAAAGAGAAGGGGCAUCUGGGAUCAGUUCAUUCACUGACACAGAAUCCCUGUGUAUUGUGCAAUUCAAUGCUUCUUUUGCAACCUCAUUCAGUAUGCCAAGGUCGGUAAGGGUUAGUCAUGUGUUCCCAGUGUCACCAGAAAGAGCCUGGGUCAGUGAUUUCAAUGGCAAUCUUUACCUCAUGGAUACCAACGGCGAUGUACAUCAUCAGAGAAAAGGUCUUGCCAAUGGUUUGGGAAGUCAUACUGUGACAAAAGACGGUGAUUUCAUUUACAUUGAUGAAGACAAAACAGUCAAGAAAGUAUCAAAAGAUUUUACCAUGGAAACCUUGGACAUUUCAUUUCAUGUGCCAUGGAUCCCAUGUUGUGUGUAUUCUUCUCAUCAAAGGGGAGAUCUGCUGAUUGGUAUGUGGAGUAGAAAUCCCCUGGGUCAGAUAGCCAUGUUGAAGCGAUACAACCAGUAUGGAGAGAAAACGUUCCAGGUCAAAUGGACAUACAUGUACAAAGAAAACCAAGACCUGUAUGAAUAUCCUCAGUAUAUCACAGAAAAUAGCAAUGGGGAUGUCAUUGUUUCUGACUCUUCGAAAGAUGCUUUGGUAAUUACAGACCACAGCGGAAACUUUCGUUUUAACUACACAGGUCAAUCUGAACCGGGAUUUGAACCAAAUGCAAUUAGCACAGACAGUCUGUGUCGUAUUUUAGUCAUUGACCUAUUCGCUAACAAAGUGCACAUCAUUGAUCAGGAUGGUCAUUUCCUGGGAUUUCUUGCCAUAGAGAAAGAGGAUUUAUACACCUUCUCAGGUUUGAGUUUGGAUAAAAAAAACAGUCUGCUGUGGCUUGGAUCACAAUCAAGUGACACAGUGCUAGUUUACAAAAUGCAGUCUAUUGCAGGUUAACUGAGAUUGAAAUUCAUUAUCAAAAAAUCAAUGUUUGCAGAAUUCGAUGAUAAGGUGAG
Ostrea edulis (European flat oyster) is the source of this 3011-nucleotide messenger RNA. RefSeq lists its product as uncharacterized. Gene Ontology annotation, biological process: positive regulation of DNA-templated transcription. The record is from RefSeq and is a predicted model, not a curated record. Gene Ontology annotation, molecular function: ubiquitin-protein transferase activity; zinc ion binding. Bases 238 to 2952 code for a protein of 904 amino acids. Gene Ontology annotation, cellular component: nucleoplasm; chromatin. The transcript is spliced from 4 exons. Lineage: Eukaryota; Metazoa; Mollusca; Bivalvia; Ostreida; Ostreidae.